Castor canadensis (American beaver) is the source of this 2435-nucleotide messenger RNA. The record is from RefSeq and is a predicted model, not a curated record. NCBI's taxonomy places the organism in Eukaryota, Metazoa, Chordata, Mammalia, Rodentia, Castoridae.
CAGCGGAUCAGAGCCCUUCCCUGGUCCUCUCCGUGGGAGCCCGCGAGCCGUCUCCCUGAUCUUACGUGCUCAAGAAGCUGUUCUGGAAGUAAAGCAACAUCCCGUGAAGAGACAGAAACCAACCUCAAAAGUACCACAGGAAGAUACAAGCAAGGACACUGGUCCUCAAUUCCAUAAGCCAGCCAAGUUUAAAUGUGAUGGCUGUGCUGCCCCGCCCUCUGCAGCUGCUGGGAGUGCUGCUCACCAUUUCCCUGAGUUCCAUCAGGCUCAUUCAAGCUGGUGCCUACUAUGGAAUCAAGCCGCUGCCACCUCAAAUUCCUCCUCAGAUGCCACCACAAAUUCCACAAUACCAGCCUCUGGGCCAGCAAGCACCUCACAUGCCAUUGGUCAAAGAUGGCCUUGCCAUGGGCAAGGAGCUGCCCCAGAUGCAGUAUGGCAAAGAGUAUCCACAUCUACCCCAAUAUAUGAAGGAAAUUCAACCUGUGCCAAGAAUGGGCAAGGAGGUGGUACCUAAGAAAGGCAAAGUAGAAAUGCCAUUAGCCAGUUUACGAGGAGAACAAGGUCCCCGUGGAGAACCUGGCCCAAGAGGACCACCUGGGCCCCCUGGUUUGCCAGGUCAUGGGAUACCUGGAGUCAAAGGAAAACCAGGACCACAGGGAUAUCCAGGAGUUGGAAAGCCAGGUAUGCCUGGAAUGCCAGGGAAGCCAGGAGCCAUGGGAAUGCCAGGGGCAAAAGGAGAAAUUGGACCAAAAGGGGAAAUUGGGCCUAUGGGGAUCCCAGGCCCACAAGGACCUCCAGGGCCUCAUGGACUUCCAGGCAUUGGGAAGCCAGGUGGGCCAGGGUUGCCAGGGCAACCAGGAGCAAAGGGUGAUAGAGGACCCAAAGGACCACCAGGACCUCCAGGUCUUCAGGGUCCUAAAGGAGAAAAGGGCUUUGGGAUGCCAGGUUUGCCUGGUCUCAAGGGUCCUCCAGGUAUGCAUGGCCCUCCUGGCCCUGUUGGACUGCCAGGAGUGGGAAAACCAGGAGUGACAGGCUUCCCUGGGCCUCAGGGCCCCUUGGGGAAGCCAGGGCCUCCAGGGGAACCUGGCCCACAAGGCCCUAUUGGAGUACCAGGGGUUCAAGGACCUCCUGGGAUGCCUGGAGUUGGAAAGCCAGGCCAGGAUGGAAUCCCUGGCCAGCCAGGAUUUCCAGGUGGCAAAGGGGAGCAAGGGCUGCCAGGGCUUCCAGGACCUCCAGGCCUUCCAGGAGUUGGGAAACCAGGCUUCCCAGGACCCAAAGGUGACCGGGGUGUAGGGGGUGUUCCUGGAGCUCUUGGACCAAGAGGGGAGAAAGGACCAGUAGGUGCUCCUGGAAUGGGAGGUCCCCCUGGAGAGCCAGGCCUGCCUGGAAUCCCAGGUCCAAUGGGUCCUCCGGGUGCUAUUGGUUUCCCUGGACCCAAAGGAGAAGGUGGAGUUGUUGGGCCACAGGGACCACCAGGCCCCAAAGGUGAGCCAGGGCUUCAAGGCUUCCCAGGAAAGCCAGGUUUCCUUGGUGAAGUAGGUCCCCCUGGCAUGAGGGGUUUGCCAGGUCCUAUAGGGCCUAAGGGUGAAGCUGGACAUAAAGGACUGCCAGGACUCCCUGGUAUUCCAGGGCUGCUUGGACCAAAGGGAGAACCAGGCAUUCCAGGGGAUCAGGGUCUACAAGGCCCCCCAGGUAUACCAGGGAUUGCAGGGCCUAGUGGUCCCAUCGGACCACCUGGGAUUCCAGGCCCCAAAGGGGAACCUGGCCUCCCAGGGCCCCCUGGAUUCCCUGGUGUAGGGAAGCCAGGAGUGGCAGGACUUCAUGGUCCCCCAGGGAAGCCUGGUGCCCUUGGUCCUCAAGGUCAGCCUGGUCUUCCUGGACCCCCCGGCCCUCCAGGACCCCCAGGGCCCCCAGCAGUGAUGCCCCCUACACCACCACCCCAAGGAGAGUAUCUGCCAGAAGGACUGGGAAUUGAUGGUGUGAAACCACCCCAUGUCUACGGGGCUAAGAAAGGGAAGAAUGGAGGGCCAGCCUAUGAGAUGCCUGCAUUUACUGCCGAGCUGACCUCACCUUUCCCACCGGUCGGGGCCCCGGUGAAGUUUGACAAACUGCUCUAUAAUGGCAGACAGAACUACAACCCACAGACGGGCAUCUUCACCUGUGAAGUUCCAGGCGUCUACUACUUUGCAUACCACGUUCACUGCAAGGGGGGCAACGUGUGGGUUGCUCUGUUCAAGAACAACGAGCCCAUGAUGUAUACGUAUGACGAAUAUAAAAAGGGCUUUCUGGACCAGGCAUCUGGGAGUGCUGUACUGCUGCUCAGGCCGGGAGACCGGGUGUUCCUCCAAAUGCCCUCAGAACAGGCUGCAGGACUGUAUGCUGGGCAGUAUGUACAUUCCUCCUUUUCAGGAUAUUUAUUGUAUCCCAUGUAAAAA